AUCUCAGCAACUUGAACUCGCCUUUCCCUCGACGAUUGAUGAGCUGAAGACGCUCAGCUCGCUGCUGAUCGGCUACUCGCACCAGCAGCCCGCCUACGUCCUGGUGCUCUUCGCCUCGGCCUACCUCUUCAAGCAGACCUUUGCCAUUCCAGGGUCGGUCUUUCUGAACCUUCUCGGCGGCGCCCUCUACGGCCUGGUGCCCGGCUUCCUGCUCUGCAGCCUGCUGACGGCCACCGGCGCCACCUGCUGCUACCUCCUCUCGGCGAUGGUCGGCACUGAGUUUGUGGAGCGGUUCGCCGGAAGGCAGCUGGUUGCCCUAAAAAAGAGGAUACCCGGGUUAGAAGCAAAAGAAGAGGGGCGUCAUUCCCAGCUGCUGUCCAUCCUCAUCUCGCUGCGCCUCUUUCCCAUGUCGCCCAACUGGGCGCUGAACAUUGCCAGUCCGCUCAUUGGCGUCCCCCUCGGCCACUUUUACCUCUCGGUUUUGCUUGGUCUGAUGCCGUACAACUUCAUCUGCGUGCAGACCGGCUCACUGCUCUCCGAGCUGCAGUCACUGGAUGAUCUCUUCAAUCUGCGCACCUUUGCCUCGCUGCUCGCCAUUGCCGCCGUCUUUGCCGCGCCCACCGCCUACAAGCACUUCUGG
This is a messenger RNA of Rhagoletis zephyria (snowberry fruit fly), 640 nucleotides long. The record is from RefSeq and is a predicted model, not a curated record. Lineage: Eukaryota; Metazoa; Arthropoda; Insecta; Diptera; Tephritidae.